CGAAGCCAUGCGCCGAGCAAGGACAUCGUCGCAUACUAGCCUGCACGAGCGCAGACGUCGACGCAAGCCACAGCAGCGAGAGGUGCUGCCACGUGCCAUGAGGUCCAGAGCGAGGCUAACCGACCUCGGUCAAGACCGAUCAACCAGACAGGCCAUCGACGCGCAACCUUCAGCUGCGCAGAACCCGCCUUGGGCUGCUGGGAACGGGCAUGGGUGUGUGGAUCACAAACGGCCGCGACGAGGCGAUCGAGGUCGCGACCGUUGGGCGUGCGUCGAUGCGCCAGCUUCGGGAUGCGGCGCAAGCCCACUUUGCACUCUCGACGGACGGGCGACCGCUUGUGCUCAUGGCAAAUGACGGCACCGAGCUCGACUUGAAGUGCGCUGUGCCCGCCGCGUACGCUAGCCACUGGGCAACGCCUUUGCAGUUGCGCCCUCUACCAGACCCAAUGAUCCCGAGCGUCAACGAGCAUGUAGAAGGCGCCGUCCAGCGAUGCGUCCUGCCCAAGACGACGAGACCGUACACGCUGCAGCUACUCAUGAGCCGCCUCCUCCGCCCGAUUGCGCACUGUUUGGUCAUACCGCGCGUGGCGAGUGAGCGAGCGCUUAUCCUACCAACGCGACGUAUGGAGACCUACGGCUCCAACGAUGAUGAGCCACGAGCGUCGAUCGCGUGACCAUCGCCACCUCGGAGCGCAGCCGCCAAAUGUAGAAGCUCAUGCUUCGAGCUAAUUCAGUUGACCCUACGCCACUCA
Saprolegnia diclina VS20 is the source of this 752-nucleotide messenger RNA. RefSeq lists its product as hypothetical. The transcript has a single exon. NCBI's taxonomy places the organism in Eukaryota, Oomycota, Saprolegniomycetes, Saprolegniales, Saprolegniaceae. Bases 210 to 674 code for a protein of 154 amino acids. The record is from RefSeq and is a predicted model, not a curated record.